AUGAACACAACGAAGCGGCAGAAGCAGCGCAAGGUGCUGCUCAUGGGCAAGAGCGGCGCGGGGAAGUCGUCGAUGCGCAGCAUUGUAUUCAGCAACUACGUGGCCAAGGACGUGAGGAGACUGGGCGCGACCAUCGAUGUGGAGCAUAGCAAUAUCAAGUUUAUGGGAAACCUGAUGUUGAACCUCUGGGAUUGCGGAGGACAGGACGGCUUCGUCGAAAAUUAUCUUACGCACCAGCGCGCCCACGUCUUCAGCUCCGUCGCAGUCCUCAUCUUCGUCUUUGACAUCGAGUCCCGCGAGUUCGCCGCCGACGUGAUUUCCUACUCCUCCAUCAUUCGCGCCCUCGCCGAGCACUCCCCCUCCGCCGCCGUCUUCGUCCUGAUCCACAAAAUGGACCUCGUCCAAGCGCGCCUGCGACAGCAACUGUUCGACGAACGCACAGAAUACAUACGUUCCGCAUCUGAAAGCUUUGCGCCGACAGUAGAUUUCUUCGCGACCAGUAUCUGGGACCAGAGUCUGUACAAGGCAUGGACGCAGAUCAUCUACUUUUUGAUUCCGAAUGCGAGGAGUAUUGAGGGUUUACUACGGGAGCUAGCCGAGGUGGUGGAGGCGAGGGAGCUGAUAUUGUACGAGCGGACAACGUGCUUGAUGGUCACACAUGUGACGCGGGAUGUGGAGGCCGAGAAUCCCUUCUCGGAUCGGUUCGAGCGCAUUUCCAGUAUCCUGAAGACGCACAAGCAGAGCAUGGCAAAACACACUGGCAUCCCAGCCGGCAGCGCAAACUUCGCCGAGAUGCAGAUCAAAACCGGACGUUUCAUGUUCUUCAUCACGCGAUUGACUGAGAACACCAACCUCGCCGCCGCCAUCCCGCCCAGCGAGCAGAUUUUUAACGCCGCGCGCAUCAACAUCGCCUUGGCUAGGCCUAGGUUCGCAGAGCUAGACAUUGCUAGCAAACCGCGCCCUGCAGUGCAGCAGGCCUUCGCCCACAGUGCAGAUAGCGGCUGGGAGGGAAGGGAAAGGGAAAGCGCGGCUGCGGGGUUUGAAGGGUAG
Paraphaeosphaeria sporulosa is the source of this 1050-nucleotide messenger RNA. Its product is annotated as GTP-binding protein GTR1. The coding region runs from base 1 to 1050 and encodes 349 amino acids. Gene Ontology annotation, cellular component: nucleus; Gtr1-Gtr2 GTPase complex; fungal-type vacuole membrane. Lineage: Eukaryota; Fungi; Ascomycota; Dothideomycetes; Pleosporales; Didymosphaeriaceae. Gene Ontology annotation, molecular function: GTP binding; GTPase activity. Gene Ontology annotation, biological process: cellular response to amino acid stimulus; cellular response to starvation; positive regulation of TOR signaling. The transcript is spliced from 3 exons. The record is from RefSeq and is a predicted model, not a curated record.